Molecule: messenger RNA, 1817 nt
Organism: Platichthys flesus (European flounder)
Lineage: Eukaryota; Metazoa; Chordata; Actinopteri; Pleuronectiformes; Pleuronectidae
Exons: 5
Coding region: 118-801 (227 amino acids)
Source: RefSeq, a predicted model, not a curated record
AUCUCCACUCAGUGUGAACACAUUCCUCUUCAUCAACUCCAUAUUCAGCUUCAUCAGCUUCAUUAUCAUUUUCAUGAUAACGUCAUCAGCAGCAGCCUCAUCUUCAUCAUCUUCAUCAUGAAUCCAGGUCACCUGAGCCUCCUCUGCUUCCCCCUGCUGGUGUCAGCCUGUGUGCAGCUCUGUGGGGGGGCGGCCGUGGUGGACAUCCUGCCGGAGGUGGAUUGUGUUUCCGGUACAGAUUGUGUAGUUCGCUGCUUGGCUGAACAAGUCGAGGGUGUCGAGUACCGAGCGGUGAAGUGGUACCGACAGGUCAGAGAGUCUGCAUCUUCUCGAGUCAGCGGCCUUCUGACCCGGGACCUCCCCACUGGCACGACCAGGUACUACUCAGGUCUGGACCGGGAGGUGGAGCUGCUGGCCGAGUCCCGCAGCCUCCUCCUGCCCAACGUGACGUGUGGCGAUGGCGGCGUGUACACAUGUCACCUGGCAGCACCUGUGGGAGAGCAGAUCCAGGACGGAUGGGUCCUCCUCACUCUGACAGGUUGUCCCCGUGGUCCCACAGAAAAACUGACGACAGAUGAGUCCAUUAUUUUGGCCAUAGCAGUGCUGAUGGUCGCACUCGUAGCAUUCCUCAUAAGCUUCAUGUGUCUGAAGAACGUCCUCAGAGACAGAAACAUUAAAACUGUGAAGAAAGAAACGUUGUUGGACGCGACGCUCAAACCGCUGGAAAAGAAAGACCUGAUGCUGAUCUACACUCUGGGUCCCAAGCCGUCCUCCUCCUCGAUGAAGCACAUCUGUGUCUAAAGGACGAACUCACUACCUCCCUCUUCAUCCUCUUCAUCACACGUCCACAGUGGCUGCUACUUGUUUGUUAAGAUUGUGAUAUACUUUUAUGAUAAACUGUGGAUGUUGAGUAGUGGAUAAAAAUGUGAAUUUACAAGAUACAGGUCAUCUGUGUAAUUAGCAGCAGGAGAAAUCAGAGCCCUUUCAGCUGCAGGGAGUAACGAGGAGAGAAAAUGUUUUUCACACACUAUUUGUGAUUUCACUCUGUUUCUCCAUCGAGCCACGUCCCUGCUGUCUGCGCCUUCAUCUCAGGUCACCAGUUAAUUCAGGAGAAACGACUCACAUGAGACACUUUCCUGUUCUCUGUCCCCAAAGCUCCUCUUCUCAUGGUCUCCUGUUAUCUGGUUCGAUAUGAAAUGUUUCCAGGGGACACAAAAAGGUGAUGGACCUGCUGUGGUUCGAUGUUUGGUGCAUAGAUAUAUAUAUAUAAAGGGUUAGGACUUAUAUAUAUAUAUAUAUAUAUGUAUAUAUAUAUAUAUAUAUAUAUAUAUAUAUAUAUAUAUGGUUUGGUGAAGUUCGAUCACCACUGACCAUGGAACUACAGCAGGUCCGUCGUUUUAUUGUGUCCCCCGGAAACAUUUCCGGUGUUGUUUUCGCUACUUGCAGCGUCUGUCUGUGUUGACAUGUGUUGUCUCAGCUCUGUCGGCCAUCGUACUGUUCACUGUGGAUCUGAACCACAGAAUGUAAAUAUAAAAUAUGAAAUAUAAAUGUUUGUUCGGUUUGUCGGUCCAUAUGCAAAUAAUGGUUUUAUGUUACGUAACAAUGCAACCCUGUUGUCGUGGCCGAGUGGUUAAGGCGAUGGACUAGAAAUCCAUUGGGGUCUCCCCGCGCAGGUUCGAAUCCUGCCGACAACGGACUUUUUCUUUGCAUAUUUCCGAUUUAAAAACUUUAUUUAUGCUUUUUAUUUGUUGCUUUUUUAUAUCUUUGUAUAAACAUCUGAUCCAACGUUCUUCACGAAUAAAAACAAGAAAACUUAA